UUCGCUUCCUGCUCGCUCCCCAAGGCGCCAACCUUGAAUAUACACGUCUAGUGGACUGCACAACGACACAUAUACGAAUUGAAACAUUUAAUAAACGUCCGAAAUCUGUGAACCGUGUUUCACUAUCGAGUUAAUUUUAGAAUCGUGUUAUAAUAUUUUUCUUUUAUUUUAAAACGAAUUUAAUAAAAUGGGUGUGAGUGACGUGAACGAAACGCAAUCUGCGGCCAAACCCGAGAGUUCUUUCGGAAUGCGGCACCUGAUAGUGUUCCUGCUGUUCUUGGCCACAACGGUGUCGUAUGCGACGCGCGUCAGCAUGAGCGUCGCCAUCGUUGCUAUGACUACCGAAAACGAUUACGGACAUCCUGUGUUUAAAUGGGAAAGAAGCGUUCAGGACACGAUCCUGUCGUCGUUCUUCUGGGGUUACAUCUUGCUGCAGAUCCCCGCGGGGCUGCUCACCGGCCGCUUUGGGGGGAAGGUCUUCAUCACCGCUGCCAUGCUUGUCACCGGACUCGUCAACUUGGUCACGCCCUUCGCCGCUACUAAAGGUGACUGGAUGGCGGUAUGCGCGUGUCGCAUCCUAAUGGGGCUGUCGCAGGGGCUGCUGUACCCCAGCCUGCACGGUCUGCUGGGACAGUGGGCGCCCGCCGCCGAGCGCAGCCGCAUGGGGACAUUCGUCUAUGCUGGUGCUCAACUAGGUACAAUAAUAGAGAUGAUGUUGGCGGGCGUGCUGUCAGCGGGUCCGUGGGGUUGGCCCGCCGUGUUCUACGUGGCGGGCGCGUCCUGCUUGGCGCUGGCCGCCGUUUGGAUGCUCCUCGGUGCCUCCACGCCGAGCACUCAUCGGUGGAUAUCCAAAAACGAGAGGAAAUACAUCGAGACCAGCGUCGGGUCCGCCGACAUCAGUGAACAGAAAAAAAUGUCAACUCCGUGGAAGGGCAUUUGGACGUCGCUGCCGUUUUGGGCGAUCCUGCUGGCUCACAGCGGCCAGAGCCUGGGUUUCUGGACCCUACUCACUGAGAUACCCUCAUAUAUGAGCAAAGUCCUCGGCGUCAAUAUCAAAAGUAACGGUCUCCUGUCUGCGCUGCCGUACGUGGCGAUGUACAUACUCAGCUUUGUGUUCAGCUGGACCUCGGACUUCCUCGUUAACAGGAAUAUCAUCAGCCUGCCCACCGCCAGGAAGCUCUUUAAUACAAUCGCAUUCUGGGGUCCGGCAGCCGCACUGCUGGGUCUGUCCUACAUCCCAGCGGGUCAUUUGACACUCGCGGUGGUCAUAUUGACCCUUACAGUUGGUCUCAACGGCGCGCACUAUGUCGGUUUCCUGAUCUCGCACAUCGACUUGUCGCCAAACUUCGCCAGUACGCUGAUGGGUAUCACCAACGGCUGCGGGAACAUCUUCUCCAUCAUGGCCCCCCUCAGCGUUUCCCUCGUUGUCAAAGAUGAAUCGAGUGCGUCAGAGUGGAGGAACGUGUUCUUGAUCUCGAUCGCUUUCUACUUCCUGAGCAAUCUGUUCUUCAUCCUGUUCAUGUCAGGCAAGGUCCAGGACUGGAAUGAACCUCAGCCUGCUAAGACCUUAGAGGAUGGCGUAAAAGAAGUUGAAGAAGUCGACAGCAGUAAUAAAAGUAAAACCAUAGUUGAGAAAUUUUGAUAAACGUAAUGUAAUGUAGAUUAAUAACUAGUCAUAAAUAGAUUUUACAUUGUAAAUUAUAUUCCAGACAAAUAAAUAUUAUUACAUUAGAGUAAUAAAUUUACAGAUGCCAUUAAAAAUUCAAAGAGCCAUACUAUAUAUGAAUUGACAAUUAAAAUAGAUGUAAAUGAUACAGGGAACAUUUUGUAUAUAGUUGUAAAAGCUACAUUGCUCAAUUUUAAAAUACUUGCAUUUUAGUUGCUGUAAAAUUGUAAGCAAAUAUAUUCAAUAAUUUAUUGUACUUCAGUUUGUACGGACCUCUACUUACAUAAGGACUUAUAGAUUUAAAUGGAAAGGGAGCAAAAAAAAUAUUUAUUAUACUAACGUAUUGUGAUCUCACAAGUUAUUAUUUUUUAUUUACAAA
Papilio machaon (common yellow swallowtail) is the source of this 2045-nucleotide messenger RNA. RefSeq names its product putative inorganic phosphate cotransporter. Gene Ontology annotation, cellular component: plasma membrane. Lineage: Eukaryota; Metazoa; Arthropoda; Insecta; Lepidoptera; Papilionidae. The record is from RefSeq and is a predicted model, not a curated record. The transcript has 11 exons. Bases 188 to 1642 code for a protein of 484 amino acids. Gene Ontology annotation, molecular function: transmembrane transporter activity. Gene Ontology annotation, biological process: transmembrane transport; monoatomic anion transport.